This is a messenger RNA of Micromonas commoda, 1164 nucleotides long. Its product is annotated as metallopeptidase. The record is from RefSeq and is a predicted model, not a curated record. NCBI's taxonomy places the organism in Eukaryota, Viridiplantae, Chlorophyta, Mamiellophyceae, Mamiellales, Mamiellaceae. The coding region runs from base 1 to 1164 and encodes 387 amino acids. The transcript has a single exon.
AUGGCGGACGAAUUGUCGGUGCGCGUGACACACCGGGGUCGGGAGUACGUCGUGCGCGUGCCCGCAGAUGCCUCGGUGGCAGACCUUGGGAUCGAGUUGGAGAGAGCCACCGGUGCGAGCGUCGCGACGCAGAAGGUCCUUGGCCUAAAGCUGGCCAAGUUCUUGAAGGGUGGCACGCUGACGCCCUCGAGGGCGGAGGACGCCGCGUUGGCGGUGAACGCCGUCCCCGGACUUUGCGACAGCAUCAAGCCAUAUAUGCUGAUGGGCUCGGCUGCUUCAGAAGUCGCCGCUCUCGAUGCAGCCGCGCAGGUGGACCAUCGCGUCCGGGGCUUCGUGCAGGAAGAUCUAAGAAACCGUCGAAGGCGGAGGGGACACGUCUCGAGGACCGCGGGCGGAGGUAGGUCAAGCGACGUCGGUCCUCCGUCAACCGCCACUCACCCUUACACGUUCCUCGAGUACCGCGCGCUUCCUGUGCCGGAGUUCGUCAAUCCACCAGCGUCCGCCGCGCUCAAGCUGCUCCACAGGCUCGCGGCGGAUCCGGGCAUCCUCGGGGUCAUGGCCAAGCACAAAUGGACGGUGCCUCUGCUGGCCGAGAUGCCGCCGGAGGGCAAGGUUGGCGUGAGCGAGUCGUGCGUGCUGGGUUACAACGUCAACAUGGGGCAGGAGAUCCACCUACGCCUGCGGACGGACGAUAUGCGGGGAUUCAGGGUCUACGCCCGGAUACGCGAAACCCUUUUGCACGAGCUCACACACAACGUUCACGGUCCCCACGACAUCAACUUCAAGAGGCUGUGCUCGCAGCUGAACGUCGAGUGCAGGGAGUUCGACUGGAAGCGUAACGGGGCGGGCGCGCAGAAACUUGGAGGCACGGCGGACGAGUCCGACGAGGAGACGUGGUCCGAGGAUGAGGCGAUGGCUGCGACGCGUGCGUCAAGCGGUCAGGCGCUGGGCGGAGGUGGUUGGGUACGGGCGAACCUGUCGCCGGCUGAAGCCGCAGCCGCAGCCGCAGCCGCGAGGGCGGCGGACGCGGCUGAGCGAGAGAUGGAAACGAUGGCUCGGGACGCGCUGGACAGGGCGGACGCGGGAAUGGCGUGCCUGUGCGGCGCGUGCGGUGCCGGACCGUUCAAGUUACCACCGCCCUGCUCCACGGAUCAGGACGCUUAG